AUGUUCAUGAUGGACGAGAUGUCUCAAGAUGUCGAUCGGUCAUAUAUCGAUAUUGAGAGCGGAGGUGUACACGUUGAUUGUGCGGAGUAUGUACUCUACGAGAUGCGAGAUUCUCUGCGUCUACUUCGCACAGAGGAAGUUCCCCCUCCCUCCUCCACCCACCCCCAGUCUAACGCCGGUGUCCACUCACCUAAAGAGGUUGUCUCCCGAAAAACAGUUGGUAUGCGGAAAGAUAGAAAUGGACGUGGAUGUGGUCCGUGGAAGAGCGAAGAGCAGAGAUGCCGGUCAAUAGAAGAUGUUGAUAAUGAACAUGGUCUUGGCAAUCACGAAAAUCGUACCAUGAUACGGCGAUAUCUAAAAACUGUGACGUCUUUAGAAGUUUCGAGUGCUUGA
Molecule: messenger RNA, 393 nt
Organism: Botrytis porri
Lineage: Eukaryota; Fungi; Ascomycota; Leotiomycetes; Helotiales; Sclerotiniaceae
Exons: 2
Coding region: 1-393 (130 amino acids)
Source: RefSeq, a predicted model, not a curated record